Cercocebus atys (sooty mangabey) is the source of this 934-nucleotide messenger RNA. RefSeq names its product leucine-rich repeat-containing protein PRAME-like. Lineage: Eukaryota; Metazoa; Chordata; Mammalia; Primates; Cercopithecidae. The record is from RefSeq and is a predicted model, not a curated record. Gene Ontology annotation, molecular function: protein binding. Gene Ontology annotation, cellular component: cytoplasm.
AUGCCCUUCCACAGUCUGCUGGGGAUCCUGAAGACACUCAAGCUGGAUUUCAUCCAGGAGCUGGAGGUGUUUGACUGGUUUGACUGGUUCUGGGCAUUGUCAGAUCCAAACCUAUCUGCAACACAGCUGGGAAGGAUCUUCAACCUGCGCAGCCUCAAACUCAUCUACUACAACUGGGCCUUCUCCUCACGGGGCGAGCGGCCCUCCAGCUACUUCCUCUCACAGCUCACCAGGCUGGGCCACCUCCAGAAGCUGCACCUGUCUUACUCCUACCUCUCGGGCAACCUACAUUAUGUACUCAGCUGUCUGUGGGUUCCACUGCAUUCCCUGGAGAUCUGCUACUGCAGGCUUCUCGACACUGACAUCACCUACUUGUCCCAGAGCCCUCAUACCACUUGCCUGAAGAAGCUGGAUCUGAGUGGCAACAACCUGUCCUACAUGAUCCCUAGGCCCUUGGGGACCCUGCUGAGGGAGGUCUCAGGGACGCUGCAGCACUUAGACCUGAACCACUGCCGGCUGAAGGAUGCCCACCUCAGUGCCCUCCUGCCCGCCCUGUGCCGCUGCUCCCACCUCAGUUCCCUGAGCCUCUCCGACAACCCCAUCUCCAGUGCCUGCCUCCUGAGCCUGCUGGAGCACACAACAGGGCUGAUGGAGCUGAAGCAGGUACUCUAUCCCAUCCCAGUCGACUGCUGCAUGUACCUGCAUGGCCUCUCCUGGGGUCCCGUGAACAAGGACAAGCUGUGCCAGUUGCAGGCUGAGAUACAGAAGCAGCUGCAGGCCAUGCAGCGGGCUGACAUGCAGUGGAGCCCCGCUGCCCUUGCUUAUGCAGCUGGUGCAGUUUGAAUGAAGAGCAGGAGCCAGGCUCAGGAACAGAAGUCAGAGAGGGCAGCUGGAAUCACAGCUGGGGCCACAUGUUGUUUGCAAGGAACAUAAA